CACAUUUAAGCGCACGCGUCGUCAUUGGUAGCCGUGUUAGUCGUGGGAUCGAACUUCGAAGCUCCAACUUUCCAGCCUUCUCCUCUUAAAUUAAACUGUAACCAUGCCGAACCUUGGUGAUAUAUUCCCUAAUUUUGACGCUGAUACCAGCGAUGGAACAAUCAAGUUCCAUGAUUGGCUUGGUAAUUCUUGGGGAAUCCUGUUCUCCCACCCUGCUGACUACACGCCAGUCUGUACCACUGAACUGGGGAGGGUUGCCACUUUGACACCCGAGUUUGAGAAGCGUGGUGUCAAACUGAUCGCUCUGUCCUGUGAUGGUGUCGAAAGCCAUAGGGGAUGGAUCAAGGACAUCGUAGACUAUGCCAAGUUUGAGAAGACGUGGCCAUACCCGAUCAUAGCUGACCCCAAGCGUGAGCUCGCUGUCCAGUUUGGUAUGCUCGACCCUGACGAGAAGGACAGUGCAGGAAUCGCACUGACCGCUCGAUGUGUCUUUAUCAUUGGACCCGACAAGAAACUGAAGCUUUCCCUUCUGUAUCCAGCUACAACUGGCAGAAACUUUGAUGAGAUCCUACGUGUGAUUGACUCUCUCCAGCUGACGGCUACUAAAAGGGUCGCGACCCCAGCAGAUUGGAAGUCUGGCGAAGAUUGCAUGGUCCUUCCAAACAUCAGCGAAGAAGAUGCGGCCAAGCUCUUCCCAAAGCAUAGGAAGGUAGCAGUCCCAUCCGGAAAGGGCUACAUUCGAUUGACCCCUCAGCCAUAGGGCGCAACACUUGGGUGACCUUUCCACCAAAUUUGGGGUCUAUUUUUAGAUUACUCUGAAGAACACCAACAUUAUAUUUUCCUUUUACAUCAAUAUGAAAGUAUUUGAAAAUGUGUAUUUACAGUUUGCUCUAUUUUUGCAUGUUUGUUGGUUGGAAAGGUCACAGCACAAAGAUAUAAGAUACAUGUGUUUUUCUUUUUUUUAUAUUAUAAUUAUUAUUCCAGGAUCUAUGAAAAACACACUAAUUAUUCUUUUGAUAUGUUUGUAUGGUUUGAGUGGGAUGACAUUGUUUCUUUUUGUAAGAAUGAAAAAUUAAGAUGCAAAUAAUUCAAUAAGUGAUAAAAUCAUGUUAUAUAGUAACUCUGAAAAUAAUGAGAGGAAAUUAUAUUAUCUGACCAAGUUAGAAAAUGUUCGUAAAGAAAAUGCAUUUGUUUCUUUUCUUUUGGUUAACACAGUGAUAUUUGUUUUACGCAUUCCACAGUUGUUCAGUUUUGUGAUAAAUGUGACUAAAAUGCUUCCAAAUAAGUCUCUUUCUUGCAUAUUUUGGGGACAAAUUUAUGAGAAUGUCCUGUUCUGUUGUCUUUGUACUAUAAUGAUGUUUAUGAAUCAGAAGUUUUUUUAUAGAGUAACUAGCAAACACCAGUUAUGCAACUUGAGAUAUUGCUCAAGUCAAAUAUAUGAAAAUUUAAAGUACCUGUUUGCAUACAUGUAUGUCCUUUGUUGUUCACAUAUGUGAAAUAGACAGUGACUAUUAUACGAUAGAAGAAUUUUGGUCCUUGACUCGAUGAAAUUGGCUAAAUUAUUUUCCUUUUUUUUUUGGGGGGGGGGGUCAAAAAUUUACAUCACAUUACUGAUUCAGUACUUAAUAUUCAAGCAGCUGACUGGAUAGAUAUUUUAAUAUCAAACUUGAAAAAUGUGCCUUUGUUUUACAACUUUCAGCGUGGACUGCCUUUCAAAAAAAAAUUGUUGGAAAGUGUAUACCAGGUAUCUUAAAUUGAAAAUUAAGUUCCAAGGAGGCUUUACAUGUAAUGUUGGUAUAGGAGUUUUAUAUCAUGUUGCAGGAUGGUUGAAUGCUUGUGUGCUUACCAUUGUUUCACCAAAAAAGAUACACAUCUCUAAAAUAAAAUGUCAAAGUUGAAACAGAA
Strongylocentrotus purpuratus (purple sea urchin) is the source of this 1905-nucleotide messenger RNA. It is a transcript of the gene prdx6, whose product is annotated as peroxiredoxin-6. The transcript is spliced from 6 exons. Gene Ontology annotation, molecular function: peroxiredoxin activity. Gene Ontology annotation, biological process: cell redox homeostasis; cellular oxidant detoxification. Lineage: Eukaryota; Metazoa; Echinodermata; Echinoidea; Camarodonta; Strongylocentrotidae. Bases 104 to 760 code for a protein of 218 amino acids. The record is from RefSeq and is a predicted model, not a curated record. Gene Ontology annotation, cellular component: cytosol; mitochondrion.